This is a messenger RNA of Diabrotica virgifera virgifera (western corn rootworm), 1180 nucleotides long. RefSeq lists its product as uncharacterized. Gene Ontology annotation, cellular component: cytoplasm. Gene Ontology annotation, biological process: multicellular organism development; proteasome-mediated ubiquitin-dependent protein catabolic process. The coding region runs from base 201 to 1130 and encodes 309 amino acids. Gene Ontology annotation, molecular function: zinc ion binding; ubiquitin protein ligase activity; ubiquitin conjugating enzyme binding. NCBI's taxonomy places the organism in Eukaryota, Metazoa, Arthropoda, Insecta, Coleoptera, Chrysomelidae. The record is from RefSeq and is a predicted model, not a curated record. The transcript is spliced from 4 exons.
GCUGUGAGUACUUUAUAAGAAGUAGUGUGUGUGAGAAUUUUGAGCGAGUGAUAUUCAUUUCGGUUACCUUCAGUUACCGGUAAAAACAUUACAAUCAGUUUUGUUUCUGUAUUAGUGUCUUUCAGUGCCAAAAAAGUUUCAAAUAAAAUAGUAAUUAAGUUUUUGACCUAUAGAUAAUUAAUUUUCUGUUGAAGGAUAUUAUGACCAGUAAACUAGAAAAAACAAUUGCAGAACUACUUUGUUGUCCGUAUUGUUUAAGUUAUAUGUAUCCUCCAAUAAACCAAUGUUUGAAUGGUCACAAUAUCUGCCACGAAUGUUACUUUCGGGUAUUGACGUGUCCUACAUGCAGAGAGUCGAAAAGUCUGGUAGCUAGAAACUACACACUCGAAGCUAUUUUCUCAAUUUUAAAUCUGCCUUGUAAAUAUAACGAUUUAGGCUGCGAUUAUAUUUCUGUAGGAGAAAAAAUCAGGAACCAUGAGGACUACUGUUGGUACAAGAAGAAGAAAUGCCCUUUUGCCACAUACGACACGUGUCCGUGGAUAGAUUCUAUGUUUAGCUUAAGAAAUCAUUUAUUAAAAUCUCAUUCCCCAAGUUUUGUUGAAAGCAGAAAAAACCAUUUUACAUCCACGAAUUUUAAGGGAAUUUCAAGUUACCACUAUAUCUUUGCUGUUAUUUAUGUAUAUGGGAAAUUUUUCAGGUUGACAUGGGAACUUGAGAAAAGCAGCAAGAUGACUGCCUGGGCUGUAUAUUUUAUGGGAUCUCCCGAGGAAGCCUCAAACUAUUCUUACAAAUUGGAAAUCCUGAGCGCUGAAACAAAAAAGGAAAAUCGCCAUCUUAUGUUUAAAACUGUUUGUGACCCAAAACCGGAAAACGAAGUGAACGACAUAAAUAAAUUUGGCGAUCAUAAUUGCUUUUAUAUACAUAAAACUUUAUUGGACAAAUAUUGUAAAACAAACGGAGACUUACAGUAUUUGGUGACAAUAUACAAGAAUAUUACCAAAGAUCAAGAAAGUACGUCUACUAAAUCUGAAGCUGGAAUAGUGCAAUCUGAAGAAGUCAUUGAAGUUAGUGAUGAUUGUCAGGAGAUAAGCAGUAUUGUAAAAGUUGAAGCUGAUAAAAGUUGCCAAUGAGUUUGUAUUUUUUUUGUUUUUACUUGUAACAUUUUCAAUAAAUUUCUUAA